UCCCCACGACAGCUUCCCAGACACUCACUCCUUCUCUGCUCUCUCUCUCUCUCUCUCUCUCUCUUUUCUUUUCAUUUAUAAGUCUCUCUCUUCCUCCCUCAUCCGCUAACUAACAUCACAAGGACAACGUGCCCUCCUCCCGGCGAACGUUACACACCACGCCAUGACUCCGAUCUUAUCCUAUGACGCCAAGCAUGGGGCCCUCACUUUCUUCUUCCUGCUGCUUCUCUCGCCGGCAAUCUCCCCGGUCGGAGCUCAGCCCACCCCCGAACCCUACCGCUACCAGCGCUUCAGCCCCUCCAUGGCCAUCAUCAUCGUCGUCCUCAUCGCCGCCCUCUUCCUCAUGGGCUUCUUCUCCAUCUACAUCCGCCACUGCUCUGACGCCCAAUCCGCCAGCAUCCGCGCCGGCGGAACCCACACCGGCCGCUCCCGCCGCGGCGUCUCCCGCGGACUUGACGCCGCCGUCAUCGACACCUUCCCCACCCUCGAAUACUCCGCAGUCAAGGGGCUCAAAAUCGGGAAAGGCGCGCUCGAGUGCGCUGUCUGCUUGAAUGAGUUCGAGGACGACGAAACGCUGCGUUUGAUCCCCAAGUGCGACCACGUGUUCCACCCCGAGUGCAUCGACGAGUGGCUGGCUUCGCACACCACGUGUCCCGUCUGCCGAGCUAACCUCGUCCCUCAACCCGGCGAUCCAAUCACCCAACCCACUGUGCUCAACUCGGAACAUGUACCGGUUGACGUCGAAGCUCAGAACGACGCCGUUGAGUGGGCACCGGAAACAGACGAGGGCUGCCAGGAAACGGUAGAGCAACCCGAGUUGGUGAGCAUAAACCAAACGCUGAACCGGAACCGUACACGCGGAUCGAGAUCGAGCAGGUUGCGUAGGCUGUUCCCGCGGUCCCACUCGACCGGGCACUCUGUGAUUCAGCCGGGCGAGGAUACGGAGCGGUUCACCUUGAGAUUGCCGGUCGAAGUGAGGAAACAGAUCAUGAACCGGAAACUGAACCGGUCCGUAAGCUUGCUGGUGUUGCCCAGAGAAGGGAGUUCGAGGCGUGGGCCGCGAAUGGGCGAGAGUGGCGGUAGUAAUAGGUUGCUGAACUAUAGAAGGCUUGAGCGGUUGGACCGGGGUUUUAAAUCGGACAGGUGGGUGUUUUCGAGAACGCCGUCGUUUCUGACGCGGAUGUCGAGUCUUCUGUCGCCGAGGGCGGCGGCUAACGAGGGUGAGAAAGCGGUGGAGCCUGGGAUGUCUAGGAGUGGCUCGGUUCGGCCUCCGGUUUAAUUUUAUUCUUUUGUAUUUUUUAAUUUACCGCCACCGUGCCACGGGCUUAGAUGAAUUUGUUAAAUUGUCUAUAAGAGUUUUUGUUGUAAUUUUCUGGAAUUUAGAACCCGAGUGAAUGUAGUAUGACAAUGUUGAAAUACAAAUUAGAUAGUAAAUGGAAUUAAUAUUUCUU
Molecule: messenger RNA, 1451 nt
Organism: Prunus mume (Japanese apricot)
Lineage: Eukaryota; Viridiplantae; Streptophyta; Magnoliopsida; Rosales; Rosaceae
Product: E3 ubiquitin-protein ligase ATL6-like
Source: RefSeq, a predicted model, not a curated record